UCUGCCGCCCUCUGGCCCCGCUCCCGCCUUGGCAUCCCCCGGCCCUGCACCUUCCCCAUGAAGCUGUGGCUGCUGGUCAACAGCCCGUGCGUCCACUCGGUGCGCUGGGACGCCCGCGGCGAAGGGCUGCUGAUCGACCAGGGGCUCUUCGAGCAGGAGGUGCUGGGCGUGGGGCUCGUCUCCGCCGGGGAGGAGGAGCUCUUCAAAACCAAGAACUUCGGCAGCAUCGUCCGCCAGUUCAACCUGUACGGGUUCCACAAGCUGACAGCGAGUCCGGCCAGCAGCGCGGCGGGGUCCCGGCCCACGGCGGGGGGCGAUACCAGCUACGCUCAUGGGCCCCUGCACCACUUCUGGAACCCGGACUUUCGCUACCACCGCCCCGACCUCCUGGUAAAGAUCAAAAGACUGACCAAGGCCAACAAGGAGAAGCUGGACGCUGGCUUGGAGGUGACCAGCCGCCUGCCCGACGACUUCCAGCACAUUACUGGACGGGGACUUGCUGCUGCCGCCCACGUCCCUCGGCGAAGCCGUAAGGAUCGGACAUUUCCAGUGGCCAAGCUGAUGUGUGGUCAUGUGUUCCCCCUGGAAAAGAGAGACGGUGUAAGUUGGAUGAGCAACAAGACAGAAAGACAAGGGAGGCCAGGAGGAGCUUGUCAGGCUUGCAAAGGAAGAAGCAGGGACAUACCUGCAUACCACACUGUGAAGGAGCAGAAGCAAAACUCACUGCUGGAUGUCUGUAACAGGCAAGGUUUCUUAGUUUAGGCAAAUUGCCAGCAGGGAUGAGAGCAACACGAAGAAACAUCCUUAAGUGCCAGAGAAGAAGGUGGUAUAUAUCCUACUUACUGAACAGUCUGUUGCUGGCCUGUCUGCUGCAGGUCCAUUCAUCACGGGCAGACUUACAGCAGAGAACGGUGUUUGAAUGGUCUCAGUGACAUUUUGGCUCUACUUAAGGUCAGUGGCCAAAAUGCUACAAGGCUCAAAAAGGUUAAUUCUCACCUUCAACCUGUAAACCAUUUAUAAAUCAUUUAUUAAAUACAACUCUUUAAAUUGUUGGACUGCUUAGUGUUUUCACUGCUAUGUGUGCAUGACAUUAAUAAAAGUGCCAUGGAAUCCAGCUAGUGGAAGGAAUAUAACUAUGUUAUGUUAUUACUGCUGACAAAAGAAGUAUAGGCUUUUCCCAAGAUUUCAUUGUCCCACUUGAAAAUAAACAAAGCAUAACUGCACUGUCUUUUUUUUCCUGAAACGUAAAAAUCACAACAGCAGUUUUGUUUCUGAAGAACACAUUUGGAAUUCCAAACUGGUUCAUUAGCUUUAAAUCAACAGUGUUUAACAUUUGGAUCAGUAUUUCAAAUAAUUCUGUUGAAAUAAUGGCUUUUUCUUCUUUAUUCAUUAGUAUCAGCCAUUGGACUGCUUAGAUCUUACUUCUGUCAGUGCUUUUUCUUCAGUUGUAUGAAUUUUCUGUAAUUGCACCUGUGAUACCUUACUGUAAUUUAGUUCUGUUGUCCUUAUUUGUAAA
Molecule: messenger RNA, 1516 nt
Organism: Corvus hawaiiensis (hawaiian crow)
Lineage: Eukaryota; Metazoa; Chordata; Aves; Passeriformes; Corvidae
Product: heat shock factor protein 5-like
Exons: 2
Coding region: 58-762 (234 amino acids)
Biological process (GO): regulation of DNA-templated transcription
Molecular function (GO): DNA-binding transcription factor activity; sequence-specific DNA binding
Source: RefSeq, a predicted model, not a curated record